CUAAACUUCGCGUGUGUGGCUCCGUGGAAUUAUUUUUGAUUCAGUGAUAAUUUUAGAUAGAUUUUUAUUUAGAGUUUCGCAUUUAGUUCAUUGAAGAUACGUCAGUUUUACAUAGCGCUUACUCAGCGCUGCGAAACGAUGGAAACAUGUGAUUUAACUCGGUGAAAUUGAUGGGUGAUGAUGACACUAUCAGAAAAAAAUACAUGUCAACAAAUUGUAAUUAUCGCGAAUUGUGACCGUGGGACUGUUGUUUUAAUGUGCUAGAAACCUUGUGGAACAUCAUAUGACCGUGUUGGGGCGCUGAGGUCUUUGUUGGAAGUUGUUUAUGAGUGAUGGACUGAGUAUAUAUCCAUUUCCGGCAGGGAUGUCGGGACCUCGGUAAAGUUUUGAUCGGUUAUUGCCCAGAUUUCGGGAUGGCAAAUCCAGCGAUUGCGGUGUCGUUUGACCAGAACGACCGGUCUAGCUGGUACUUCCGCGACUUGUCCCGCGCGGAGGCUACUAAGCUGCUUCUCAACGAGACAGAGAGCGGCGUGUUCCUCGUGCGGGACUCCAAGACAAUCCCCGGGGACUACGUGCUGUGUGUCAGAGAAGACGACAGAGUGUCCCACUACAUAAUCAACCGAGUAGUGUCAGCUGACGGCACGACGCGGUACCGCAUCGGGGACCAGUUGUUCGCGGACAUGCCGGCGCUCCUGGCGUUCUACCGGCUGCACUACCUGGACACCACGCCGCUGGUGCGGCCGCUUCCGCAGGCCUCCGCCGCCACCGCCGCGCCGCCCCCCGCGCACCCCCACACUGUGCUCGAGGUCGUCGUCGCCAAGUUUGACUUCUUUGGCAACGACGCCGACGACCUACCGUUCCGUCGCGGCGAGCGGCUGAUGGUGAUCAACCGCGACGAGGAGCAGUGGUGGACGGCGCGCAACAGCCAGGGGCGCACCGGCUCCAUACCCGUGCCGUAUGUUGAGAGGCUACUGGAUCCCAAAGGCGUCCCGUAUCCCCCUAACGAGGCGCUGACACAGCUCGGGGAUCCGCCGAGCCCGCAGGGACAGAAGCAACGCACAAAUAUGCAGCGCACAUUGCCGGCGCUAGCUCGUGUGAGACAGACGCGGGUGCCUAAUGCGUAUGAUAAAACUGCGCUGCGACUCGAGGAAGGAGACAUUGUUAAGGUGACAAAAAUGAAUAUAAACGGGCAAUGGGAGGGCGAGCUGAACGGAAAAGUGGGUCACUUUCCAUUCACAUAUGUGGAGUUCCUAGACGACAACACGGCUAGUUAAGCAAUACCUUCCCGAGUCGGGCGGACAGGGCAUAGCCCGGUGCAGUGAAGUGAGAAGUUAUAACAGUGAGUGAAAGAGUGACAAUGUUCCAUACAAGUGCUUAGCGUAACAGUACGUUUAAAACUAUCCAAACAAUAUUUUCCCACUCACUCGGACUAAGGAGAUAGAAAGCGACAAGUAUAUUCAAUACCGAGAGGUAGUUUCAUAUAUUUAUUUACGAGUAUUCAUAUCUACCAUAUCUUUUGAUCGUAUUAACACGCCAUACAAAUGGCAUAUAUUGGCUAUAUAAAAGGUAUUUAUUUAUAUACAGCUUAAAAAAUAAUUAAUGUAAAGUGGAAGUGCAUUAAAUUACGAUAUGACGUGAAUUCGUCAGACGAUUUUGGCACUAUUAUUAUAGUCCUAACAUCCAAGUUAAGUCUUUAUCACACCAUUCUUAUACUGUUUUCACUGUUGUAUAUACCAGCUAACAUAUCCACAUGUCGCUGUGUCUAUUCAUUAUUUGAGGUUUACGCGGUUAUUAUCAUAAUUAAAACACAUAAUACCGGGUUCUUACCGUGUUAACCAGGGAUAUGAGACCCCCGAUAUUUCAACACUGUUGCAAGUGCCAUGAUCACGGGACGACUGAUGAAAUUGGAGUGGAGUAUGUAGAUCCAUAUUGUUUUUUCUAAGGGCAAAAAUAUAUCUCUACCCUCUUUCUUUGCCGCUUUUUUCUACAUUUGAUGUCGGAAUGUUCGGAACCAUCUGAACUCGCACCAAACACACUACGACAAAUCGCACUCACUGUGUCCUCGCGUUUUAAUAAACCACAUUAGGCCGUUUUAAGGGAGUCUCAUAUCCCUGAUUGACACGGUAAGAACCCGGUAUUAUGGGUUUUAAACUCUAUUGUUUGAAACUCGACAUAAUUCGCUCGGCGCGCGGCGUGGUUGCCAUGCAGUGUCUGCUCGUUACAACAGUGAAAAAGUGAAUUUGGGUGUAAAUUCCAGAUUGUAAAUGGGUGGAUAUAAAGUUACUAUGAAGCUGGGUUAUUGGAAGAUACAUGUGAGUGAUCAGCUUCCGUCUUGUAAACUGCCAAUCAUGUUAUGAUGCGACAUAAAGACAAUUGUAAGCGCGUUAGACACGCCGUACGUAUUAGACGAAUUGUUACAUAUAACUGUGAUGUCGCUAUUGCCCACCGAUUAUUGGGCUAUGUUACAUUAUAAUUGUUAUUGAAUUGACAUAGUAAUACGUGCAUGUUAUAUCAUGCUUAAGUAUGACGUAAUACAUAUUUCACUACUCACUUUUAUUUAAAAAUCUGUGCAAAAGGUGCUAAAACUAAAGUCUGCUUGCGUAAGACUUAGCCCUCUUAUUUAUUUACUAUUUCGGUACAGCCGAAAAUAUGGAACCGAAACGGUGUGUCAUGUCCUUUAUCAUGUGAUAUUUAAUAUUGACAACUAGACUCAAUUUAUAAUUGUACAAAGAGCAACAGCACACAAAUUAUAUUCUUAUAGUCAGGUUUUAGAAUUCAUGUAUUUCAAUAAAGUGUGUUUCUAGUUGUCAUAUUAUAUCAGAAAAUAGAUCAUAUAUGUCCUUUUAAAUUGAGUCCAAUAUUUCACAAACGAUCUGGGAAGAAUUAUUACCCUCCUUAUGUGGUAGUUGGGUAAAAAGAGUAACAAGAAAUCACUAACAUAGGCUCUAUAAUCUCAGUUGGGAUAGUCAGAGGUACGUCCACCGCAAGAUGAACAAUGUACCAACGCUUCACUAAGGAUUCUCUUAGACCAACGUGAUGUGUUGAAGUCACUCUAGCUCAAUUACAUACAUACAUAAACUCACGCCCGUAAUCCCUAAUGGGGUGGGCAGAGCCACAAGUAAUCAAAGACAACUUGCAGCCACUGUUGAUACGAU
Pectinophora gossypiella (pink bollworm) is the source of this 3155-nucleotide messenger RNA. RefSeq names its product adapter molecule Crk (gene Crk). The transcript has 7 exons. Gene Ontology annotation, molecular function: protein binding. The coding region runs from base 414 to 1274 and encodes 286 amino acids. The record is from RefSeq and is a predicted model, not a curated record. Lineage: Eukaryota; Metazoa; Arthropoda; Insecta; Lepidoptera; Gelechiidae.